Periconia digitata is the source of this 1175-nucleotide messenger RNA. The record is from the annotation of a GenBank genome assembly. NCBI's taxonomy places the organism in Eukaryota, Fungi, Ascomycota, Dothideomycetes, Pleosporales, Periconiaceae.
CGUAUCUCAAUCUGGAGCCGUAACGUCGUUUCUGCGCUUGACCAAAUAAAGCUAGUGUUCUUCGAGAUCCACUUUCCUAAAGCGGUGUUCGGCGUAUAUUCACCCCGACUCACGGCAUCAGUUGCACACAGAAGAGAGUUAUGGCUUUCCGGACAGACAUUGUCUCGUUGAGAAUCAGGGUAGCGAAUAUAAAAGUAUAAGAUGCGGUAUCAGCUCUGGGUUAUUCAUCCAUCUUACACUUCGCAUUGUCGGUUAUCAUGUCAUCUUUCACUCCAAAAGCCAUGCCAGAUCUUGCUGGGAAGGUAAUCUUGAUUACCGGAGGAAAUGCAGGUUUAGGAAAAGAAGCAGCCCUUCAGAUCGCAAAACGAACCCCGUCGAGAAUUCUGAUCGGCUCGCGCAGCAUCGAAAAAGCUCGAAACACCAUCGCUGAGAUACUUGAAUCGGUGCCAGGAGCUCAACUCACGCCUAUUCAGAUGGACCUUGCAUCUUUUUCCUCCAUCAAGGAGGCCGCCGAAAAGAUCCUAAGAACAACCUCCCGCCUCGAUGUGCUGAUGAACAAUGCAGGCAUUAUGGCUGUGCCCGCUGCAACUACUGCCGAAGGAUACGAGAUACAAUUUGGUACGAAUCACAUGGGUCACGCCCUUCUUACGAAAUUGCUCCUACCUCUCCUUCUUAAAACCGCCGAGCAGUCGGGCGCCGAUACAGACGUUCGCAUUGUUACUUUGUCAUCGCGCUCGCACAUUCGUGCCCCCAAGGACGGCAUCGACUUCUCAAGACUGCGUUCGGCUGACCCGGAGCUUUCGCCCUACGUCAAGUAUGGGGUGUCCAAGCUAGCAAACAUUUUAUACGUCAAGGAGCUGGCGAAACGUUAUCCAGCUGUCAAGACGAUGGCUAUACAUCCAGGAAUAGUGGAUACCAAUCUCAGCACAGCAAUGAAGAAGAGUUCCGUUGUCUUCAAAUUGCUCGUGCCCGUGGUUUCCUACUUCUCGGGCGUAGGAGUAGAACAGGGUGUCUUGAAUCAGCUUUGGGGAGCGACAAGCGUGGAUGCGGAGAGCGGGCAGUACUAUGAGCCUGUGGGUGUUGGUGGUAAAGGAUCGCCGCUUACUCAGGAUGUAGAGCUGGCAGAUAAACUUUGGCAAUGGACAGAGAAAGAGCUAGAGGGUUGGAAGAUCUAG